Suillus clintonianus is the source of this 8464-nucleotide messenger RNA. RefSeq lists its product as uncharacterized. The record is from RefSeq and is a predicted model, not a curated record. The transcript is spliced from 6 exons. Bases 138 to 8285 code for a protein of 2715 amino acids. NCBI's taxonomy places the organism in Eukaryota, Fungi, Basidiomycota, Agaricomycetes, Boletales, Suillaceae.
CAAGGCUGCGAGCUAAGACUAUUGCGAGAGCUAGGACUAGAUGCGAAAUUGGGUUGGUUCGAACUCGCUCUGUUCACCACGAUGGAGUGGUGCCGUCGUCUCGUGGUUGUCUGUGCUCGAAUGAUGAUGCUACUGACAUGCUGUGCUGCUCUAUCCUAACCUGGCUGACUAAGCUCUCGGAAUCGUCCGUAUGGGGUCUUCUGCUCUACCCCUGCCCUAGGACCCCCUACUCCAACGUGCGUGGCACAAUCGAGAACUUCCUCGACGCCGGUGCGAGUUUCCUUGUAGCCGCUCAUGCUGCAGAACCAGCUCUUGCCCUCGCAGACUUCGAGACUGCCAUUAGAUCAGGGAUUGAUGACUGGGUAGCGCGUGUGUCGCUUCAGCAUAUCGAUUCUGCAUGCGUCUCGAUUGAGGCGUGCGCCUCUGCGUACUCCUCGAGAGCGCUGAAAUCUUACCGUGGAAACCCAGAGAAUUUGUCGAUCAUGCUUCUCACACUUUUCGAGCUCUGGGUAGCCAUCGAUAAGAUCGUCGUCAGACAAAUACCACUCCUGGCAGAAUAUCCCCCCGAAAUUCCAUCGACCCUUUGGGAGUGUCUUUUAUUUCGCAAACCUUCAGCUCUCGAUCGUCUACAAGAGUUAAAUGCCUACCUUCAAGCUCGUCAUUGUGCUUCCAGGUAUCCGUCGGUGUUUUUGUCCAUGACCGAUAGCAACUCAUUCUCCGUGCGGUAUUUUCACGAGUCUUCAAAGUUGCAGAAUUUGAAACUCCUCAUCGAGACGCAUGCUCAGAUAGAGCGGGAGAAGAAGUUGAUUGAGCUCUCGACUCUCAAUCGGCGGUACGCUGGCCUAAAUGUGCAGGCAGUAACCUUAUCGCAUGAAUACACCACCAACUUCCGCGGCAAUGAGCACCAUGACAAGAAAAGCUGUCAAAAGUGUCAACUGGAGCAAGAGAUGCAGUCCAUGUCUAUCGCAGUUCACGAGUGGCCGCUACCAGCCAACGAGAAAGAGGCAAUCGCGGUUGUGUUUGAGCUGGUGUGCCCCACAGCCUUCGACAUGUGGAGAUGUAUGACAUUGCAUGUCCUCGUCGACAUCUGCACUCCAGAGAAGAUUUUGCCCACUCAUCCCUUCAUGACACUGCCGAAAUAUAGCGCCCUACAGAGAUACCGCAAGUGCCAUCCAAGGCAGAGGCUGACUUUGGCUUCGGAUGCCAAACCCUUCAGCAACUCCCAUUACAGUCGCAAUCACAUUCCCACAAUAGAAGACAGUGUAUGUGUCAACAACGGCCUCGUAUUUCGGCCCUUCGAUACAGCCACAAAUGCCUGGGCGGCCAAAGUAGUCCUAUUGCAGUACGAUUUUAGGAAGUUGUGCACUUUUAUUCUUCCCAAGGGACCCUAUCAUGGCUUGCAGCAAUACGUUGCGGAAACGUCCCAUUCGUCGAACGAGGUCAUAGCCAACCAGGCUGAUUGUCACAAGGACAUGACCAUUCACGAAUAUAUCGCAUUCGGAUCCCUGCGGAGUGGACCGCGAUUGCAAUGGAUGAAUAUACUACGUGAACUUCGUGCAAGGACACUCAAUUUUCGACGGGAGGAAGUCCAUCUGCUCUUAACACAGGCCAUUUCACAAGUUGGCCCACUUUCAUCUAACGAGGGCCUUCUGUGGCACGAGGAGCUGAAUAACAUGCCCUUCCUUAGUACGCUACUUGGAGAGCUGGAGAUUUUGGCGGCCACAAUUGAAGAAAAUUGGUUGGAAGGUGUCACGAUAAGCACUAUCAUCAUGCUUGUGUGCCGUAUCUUGUCCUCGACUCAGGUAGAGAGUAUCAAAAAUCGCGGACAUUCACUACUUCGAAGGAUACGAGCUACGACCUUCACCUUGCUGAUACAGCUAUGGACAAAAAUGCAAGCCAGCAACGACUCAGACGCGACGGUCAAUCAGGAAUUACAAGGACGCGUUCGUGAUAUGGCAGUCACCUGUCGUAGCACCUUCGAUGUUGAUGGAGAUGCUUCACUGCUCCUGACGUCGAAUAAUGACAUCAAGACGUUUGCAUACUGUGGCGUCAUGAUAAAUGACAACACUCCAAGCGAACUGGGCGAACUUACCCAACAUUCCAAGCUGCUGCUCGAGCGAGAUAAAAGAUGCUGUCUCAGAUUAGAAGCUGCUGUUCGCCAAUAUGCAGAGCUUCAUAGGGAGGGUCUUGAUUGUGCAGUCGCGGAGGUGUGGUGCAGCUACAGACCGGGGAGUCCUUGGAAGGCAUUACCGGCUUCAAAAUCUCGUUGGCUUGUGUCACACACCGCGCCUUCGUGCACUCAAUUACCGCAAGUUGUGCACUUCAAUCUGGUCAGCGGGAGCUUGCGUGUCGACGGGAUAAAGCUGGGUAGGCUCCCGUCAAUGAUAGUGCAACAUCCCACAUACCGAUCAAUGUUCGGUAAUCGAGUUUUUGAUGUCGUCCCUGCUGAUAUUCCCGGAAUGGAUUAUUCGACACGGACGAAUUUCUGUGACCAUCAGGUGUCUUUCGCUCUUCGCAACUCACAUGAUCUCAUCAUCCGUGUCAAGCAUAUUGACCGAGGCUCGCCUAUUCUUCAACUCAUUCCACACAAAAAAUUUGUCGAUGACCUACCAACAACCUUGAUAGAAAGCCAUACUCAUUGGCUCAACCUGGACAUGAGCGAAAUCGAGAUUCGGCCAGCAGAAAAUGCGUGGAAGACUUCCCCUGAAAAUUGGCUCUUGCGAUUUUCUGAUUCGGGCCCCUCCACAAUGGAGAGGGCUAGCAGUGCCAUCCUCAUUGACAUACGUAGUCGAACGUGGGGCAUGAUCUCCAAGAGGUUGCGUCCGCUGGAGGAUACCCGCUACAUCGUGGUCACAUAUAAUGAAGCACCAGGGGGUACUUUCUCCUCGCUGAAGGUUGACUUACCUCGAUACGGUCUUGAAUUUUUCGUCGACGAGGAUGGAGAAUUGCAGUCUCGCAACAUGCGCAACAUGGUCGUCGACACCAUUCAGUCGACUGGAACGAUGUUGGGAUUAAUCAACCAGCUUGUCUUGCGUCCGAAGUCGCAAAUUGCAGACGAGCAUCCGCGCACUGUCAUCAUCCCAGACGGUUGCAUCUCACAUUCCGCUCAUGGUCAUCACGUCCGGGUAACCAUCGCUCCCGAAGGCCCCCGAGUGGCGUACCACUUGUACAGGGCUGAUGUAGACCUACGCUGUCUCACUGGGAAUGUAGGUCUGACCAGCAAGCUCUAUCAAGCGCUCCUCCACGCUAUUACCAGCGGCUGUCUCCCUGAUCCCCUGACGGGUCGAACAGGAACAGAGGAGGCAUUGCAUCUUUUGCAUUCUGCAGCUUGCCAGUCUUUCAUGAAGCUCCGCAUUCGUGACACAGACCUUUUGCGUCAGAUCAGUUCACUGUCAGCCAAGCGCGUCUGGUAUCCCAGUCAUCUCCGAAAGAUGCAGACAGUGUCGUGGUCGUCCCUUGCGCCCCUUUCACAGCACUAUGAUUUUCAUCUAGUAGCAAAAUCGAUCAUGGACUAUGGCAGGCGGCUAUCAAAUUUCUCAGAAGGGGCUGCAAAACUUCAGCUUACCUUUGAUCUCCCAUCAUCCACCGAUCACCUUCUUGAGCGCGCAUCCAUUUGCGCCUCGGCGGUCUAUCCCGAUCAGUAUUCUUUAGCAUUUCCGUCCCGCAACACAGAUUGCAUAUAUCCACCACGCGAGGUCCCUGAUAAACAUGCGGAAGAGAGGGCCUUCAACACAGCCUUCAUGGUACACCAGUGGCCGAGUAGACUUCCGGUGCAACGAAAUUUACUCAGUUUGUUGACUCAGUGGAAAAAGGUUCGGGGUGUUUCCAGGGCCCUCAGCUUACGGUACUCCAAAGACUGGCUUCAGCCGGCUUUUCCCGAUGUCUUCCUUUCUGCGUACGACCGCUGUCGUAGUGCUACGGAGAAUGACAAAUUUCAGCUGGUGUUCACCCUGGCUUCAGUAUCAUACGGCUCAUUGGACACGUACGCACUCAUCCCGACACUCUUAGCCUUCGCCACAGUCCCUCAAAUUCGCAACCUACAUCGCCUGCCAGAGCUCGCCUUCUAUGACAUCUCUGAUGGCUUUAUGCUUACCGAUGCGAGAUUGGAUAGUCUCAUCAAUUCGUGUGCGAUAGCUUAUGAAAGCAGUCCAGAGAGUGGUCUAGCUGCAAUGCCCGGGGAGCGUAAAAAGGCUUUACGAAAGCGUCGUCGGUCAGCUUUUGAUAAUGCAUGUGGUUCUGAGAAGGGAGUCAUUCUCAGCAAAGUUCGGAGCGCUUGGCCAUGCGAAGACCCUCCGAUGCCUAAUGACCUGCAAGCAAGCCGCUUCAAUAUGGGUGAACUGCUGAGGAAGCUGCGUCCAGUGUUUCGUAGUUGUUGGGCAAACCAUUGUUUGAAGGAGCACUUAGAUGUCCAGCAAGUGACCCUCAACCAAUUCUACGCUCCUCAAUCUCCUUCGAAACUACCCUCGCAAUACAUUCCUGAUUCAAAUCUCGGGAAUGUUGCUUUACCAAUCUCAUCUGUUGGUGCCCAGUAUCUUUUUGAUAGGAAUCCACCUGUUAUACACACGCUCAGGUCUUCCCAAGUUCUGCCCAAUUCCACUCGAAGAGAUUUGACAUCUCCAGGUUCCGAAGUCACAACGAGGUUGCAACAGCUGAUCGACGAUUUUCGCGCCCGAGGAAGCAAUAACUUCCACCAGAACUAUGCUAAUGAUUUGGACCACAGCAGAUCAAUUCUCUGUGAAGAAAAGCUCGUUACCCUGCCAGAUCCCACGGCGUACACUAUGGAAGUACUGCUUGAGCACCAUUCUCUGCAUAGCCAGAGAUUCCAAGAUUCACUCGCCACUAUCGUUCACGCCCUCUCCCCUGCUUCUGCCGCCGAGAACGCAUUGUCCAACGCUGGACUGUGGCCCCGAGUUACACCGAACUUUCUUUUCGCUCAGAUGGCAUCCGUAUCCGGAAAUUGUUUGGGAAGGGCAUGGCAUGUGACUCUCGUCCAGAUGUCCCAGACACUUCUCCAACUGCAGCGCUCGCGAAGGCUGUUGGUCCUUGCCGCUCGUAAAAGCUGGGUCGAAUUCUUCAAGGAAUUGGACAACGAAGAAUGCGAGGGAUUUGAUCCUGAGCUGUACCCUGACUGGCUCUUAAUACAGAUUGAAAGUCAGUUCCUGGCACGGCCUGUCCAAGUGAAGGUUGCGCUGGAGAUGAUGUCGCCAUCCACGGGACGAAAUACUUCUCUCCAGCUGAACAUGGGCGAAGGCAAAUCUUAUGUGAUCGUUCCCCUUGCAGCAGCCGCACUUUCUGAUGGCCAAAAGCUGGUUCGAGUCAUUGUGUUGAAGUCAUUGUCUACUCAAAUGUUCCAACUCCUGGUUGAACGAUUGAGUGGCCUUGCGCAGAGGCGAAUUUUCUAUAUCCCAUUCUCCCGCACUUCCUCUAUCAACUCAUUGCAGGUGAAGAUGUAUCGUGACUUGAUGCAAGAAUGCAUGGACGCCAAGGGCAUUUUGGUUGUGCAACCGGACCAUAUCCUAUCAUUCCAGUUGAUGGCUGUUGAUCGCCAGCUGUCCCCUCAAAAGAACUUGAACAGCACUGCUCGAGACAUGUUACAGGCUCAGUUGUGGCUCGACAAUCAUACACGCGACAUCCUAGACGAAAGCGAUGAAAUCCUGCACGUCCGCUUUCAGCUGGUGUACACUAUGGGUCUCCAAAGGUCGCUUCAAGGUCAUCCAGAACGGUGGACGACCACACAACAAGUGCUGAGUCUUGUCGCAAAGCAUGCCGCUCAGCUCAUGAGUGAUUUUCCCUCUCAAUCUACUCACGAGCACGGAGCAUUCCCCUUCAUUCGCAUUCUGCACCCAACAGCAGGUGAAAAAUUGGUCGAAUGGAUCGCACAAGAUAUCACCUGUGGCGGACUCGAAAACCUAAGCUUCGACCAAGCAUCUCUACCAGUGAAGCAAGCUGUCCGUCAGUUCAUCACAAAUGAGAAGAUUUCCAACGACAGUAUCAAUUUAGUGGAGGAUCGCUACAGACACACCACCAUCUGGCCCGGCCUUCUAGUCUUGCGAGGACUGCUGGCAUAUGACAUUUUGGUGUACGCCCUCAAAGAACGUCGCUGGCGCGUGGACUAUGGCCUCGACCCAAAGCGAACGAUGUUAGCCGUUCCAUUCCGCGCCAAAGAUAUGCCCUCACUGCGGGCAGAGUUUGGCCAUCCAGACGUUGCUGUCACCCUCACGUGCCUGUCAUACUACUAUGCAGGUCUCACGCUCCAGCAGCUCAUGUUGUGCUUCGAGCUCCUGUUGAAGCAGGAUAAUCCCACCCUCGAGUAUGAAUCAUGGGUGCUUGGACUUCAGUCCGUCCCAGAAAGCCUCCGGCGCCUUAGCGGAAUCAACACAAAAUCACCAGAGCAGCUCCGCGACCUUCAGAAACUCUUCGGAUUCAACAAGGCAGUCAUAGAUUUCUACUUGUCUCGAGUGGUUUUCCCCAAGGAAGCGAAGGCAUUCCCGAGUAAGCUCACCUGCUCCGGAUGGGAUCUCGCUCAAGAGAAGAGACAUUUUACGACUGGCUUUUCCGGUACCAACGACAAUCGUUAUCUACUGCCAAGCUCGAUCGUGCAGCAUGACCUUGAUUACCAGCGCAGCACAAAUGCCCGAGUCCUAUCAUUUCUUCUGCGCCCGGAGAACAAUUGCUACACAUGCAUACCACCCGGCCAAAAGGUGCAGGAUUUCAUCGAUGCCCUUGUCGCGCAAACCCCCGAGAUCCGCGUGCUCCUUGACGUGGGUGCGCAGAUGCUGGAAUUGAGAAAUCAGGAAUUGGCUGAAACAUGGCUUCGAGUCAAGCACGACGCCCAAGCUGCGGUUUUCGUGAAUGACGACGAUGAAAUUGUUGUUGUCAGCCGGGAUGGGACAGUAGAGCCUCUCGUGUCAUCUCCCUUUGCCCAGCAGCUUGACCAGUGUGUGAUAUAUCUAGAUGACGCGCACACUAGAGGAACGGAUGUCAAGCUGCCUUCCGGCUUCCGAGCUGCUGUCACACUUGGCCCCAAAGUCACGAAAGACCGCCUAACGCAAGGAUGUAUGCGAAUGCGGAAGUUGGGCAAUGGGCACUCAGUAAUGUUCUUCGCUCCAACUGAUGUUGACCGGAGCAUUCGUUCGGCGACCCAGAAAGUUGACAUCAACAAUGUCGAUGUGGCAGAUAUCCUACACUGGACAAUGCUCGAAACAUGUCGUGACAUUCAAAUGCGUGCAUCACACUGGGUUCAACAGGGAUCGGAUUUCAAUACACGACACUCCGCAUGGGCUAAAUUCUCACGUACCCCUACUUCGAUUUCUACUCUGAAGACCACAUGGUUGCAGCCUGAGGAGCGUUCGUUGGAGGAUAUGUAUGCACCAAGUAGUUCCUCACAACUAUUCGGAUUUUUCGAUCCAGACAUUCAAAGAAAGUGCGAAGAACUCGGAUUCCUAUCGGCAUCGGCAAGAAAUAUGGAUGAGGAACAAGAAAGGGAGGUACUUCACGAGGUAGAGAGAGAGCGUCGAGUGGAAAGACCACCCAGGGUCGAACCUGCAACUCAUGUUUUGCAUGCAGACGUCUGUCGAUUCGUGGAGACCGGCCGAAUUCCUACUGGGUCCUCUGCGUUCAUUCAAGCGCUGUCCAGCCUUGUCGGCACUGCCGCUGUAUUUCAUGAGCGCAAUCAGUGGGCACAAAAUGUUUUAGUCACUUUUGACUUCGCCCGUACGGUGGGGAAUCUCUCCGUUCAAAAAGCGGAUGAUUAUCUGCGACCAGUGAAUUGGGUUGUAUCCAGCAAUGUUGGGCGCUCCCCACUGCUGGUGGUCUUGAGCCCGAACGAAGCGAACAUACUGCUACCUGUCAUCCGCAGAAGCAAUGUAGUUCAGCUGUGCAUCUAUACUCCUCGCACCACAAAAACGAUGCAGGCAUGCGAUGACCUUCGCCUCUACUGUGUUCCUUCGACCCCACAGUUGGCACCAUUGAAACCACUGAUUUGCCAGCUUAACCUUUUCGCUGGCCAACUCUAUUUUUCCAACCAAGAGAUGUAUCUCCGCGCUUGCGGCUUUUUAGGGCUCAAUGCACCGGAUUUGGGGGACGAUUUGAUAGUGGACAGCGACGGGUUCAUACGCGAGGAGAAUCGCCCUUCAGCGAGAGCAUCGUGCUCGUUCAAGCGAUCCCAGCUUCCUUCACUGAAGGAGUUGUUCGGAAUGAGGAGAAAAGGCAUGGGGUAUUCGCCGACUCACCUUGGAAAGAUGCUCAGUGGUCGCAUUCUGACCGAGGAGGAUUUUCUCGACUGAGCGCCCGGUCUGUUUAGCCGACUGCAAAUUCUGGUUAACAGCGACUGCAUCAGCACCAACAAAGGUCAUUGGAAUAUCAGUAUGCAGCAUUCUCCGUAAAUCUACCUGUACUCGAAUCUGAAAUGCCAUAGCGUGUUGCUUGAGUAGACGGAUUGCUUCCAUGCCAAUCUACUAACUGU